Messenger RNA from Tinamus guttatus (white-throated tinamou), 1126 nucleotides. NCBI's taxonomy places the organism in Eukaryota, Metazoa, Chordata, Aves, Tinamiformes, Tinamidae. The record is from RefSeq and is a predicted model, not a curated record.
ACUAACUCCACGGCCUCCAGCCUGUCCUGCCCCUACUAACAAAUGUCAACAACGAGGGAGCAGCCCAUCUUCAGCACCAGGGCCCACGUUUUCCAAAUCGACCCGGCCACCAAGCGGAACUGGAUCCCUGCCAGCAAACACGCCCUGACCGUCUCCUACUUCUACGAUGCCACCCGCAACGUGUACCGGAUCAUCAGCGUGGGGGGCACCAAGGCCAUCAUCAACAGCACCAUCACCCCCAACAUGACCUUCACAAAGACCUCCCAGAAGUUUGGGCAGUGGGCGGACAGCCGCGCCAACACAGUUUAUGGCUUGGGCUUUGCAUCGGAGCAGCAUCUCUCCCAGUUUGCAGAGAAAUUCCAGGAAGUGAAAGAAGCGGCGCGGCUGGCGCGGGAGAAGUCCCAGGACAAAACGGAGCUGACCAACCCUGCCCUGAGCAUCACGUCCCACCAGGUGCUUCCCAGCCCCAUCAUCAGCUCCAAUGGACCGGGGGAAGACAAGCUGUUCCGAAGCCAAAGUGCUGAUGUUGAGAUAACGACAGAGAAGGAGCGCCUGAAGAAGAUGCUUUCGGAAGGCUCCGUGAGCGAGGUCCAGUGGGAAGCCGAGUUCUUCAGCCUCCAGGACAACAACAACAAGCUCGUGGCUGCUCUGCACGAAGCCAACGCCAACGUGGACCAGUGGAAGAAGCAGCUGGCUGCGUAUCAGGAGGAGACAGAAACGCUGCGGCAGCGGGUAGCGGAGCUGGAGUCACAGGGAGCUCACGACUCCGCUGGGGAGAACAACAAGGAGGAUCUGAGCCAGACGCUGGAGGAGCUGGAGCUGCUCAUCAAGACGAAAGACGAGGAAAUUCAGAUGCUGAAGAGCCAGAAGUGCAGCCGGUGGGAAGCGGAGGGUGAGCGCGAGGAAACGCUGCAGAAGCUGCAGGAGCUGGAGAGCCGCAACGCGGAGCUGGAGCGGCGCCUGCUCCAGGCCGAGCAGACGCUGGCCGAGACCCUGGCGGAGCGGGAGAAGAUGCAGAGCGAGGUCCUCAAGGCGGCCGAGAUCAUGGACGUGAAGAUCUUCGAGCUCAGCGAGAUCCGCCAGGGACUGGCCAAGCUGGUAGAGAGCAACUGAGAAGCGGCACCCG